Molecule: messenger RNA, 2265 nt
Organism: Sipha flava (yellow sugarcane aphid)
Lineage: Eukaryota; Metazoa; Arthropoda; Insecta; Hemiptera; Aphididae
Product: microcephalin-like
Exons: 9
Coding region: 953-2242 (429 amino acids)
Biological process (GO): mitotic cell cycle
Source: RefSeq, a predicted model, not a curated record
UAAUCACUUAUCGGCAGCCUAAUGGCGCAGGUAUUUUCGGUUAAACUAAUUGACCUUAAGAAAGAUGUGUGUGUUGUACGGAUGUGUGGUGUGUGUCAUUUACUCAAUUUUAUUCAUUUAAACGCUAUUAACAUGGAAGUCGACAACAGUAAAUUCACAAAAGAAGAGCGAAUUUUUUUACUCGUUUCGUAUCCGAAUCGACUAGUACCUUCUCGUCGUAAUGUGUCAAAAAUAUACAAUAAGUUUCUUCGAGCGGGUUCUGUAGUAGACGCAUAGAUAUACGCGUAAUAUUGAGCAGACGCACCGCGCUCCGGUUGACCAGUUACAGUCACAACACCUGAAAACAUGGAGAUGGUGGUGCUAUCUCUGGUCGAAGAUGGCAAUUAGUCUGUCUGGCGACUAUCGAUGCAAUUAAUCAAUAAUAACUAAUAAAUCUAUAUACAAUAUACAUAUUUUAUUUGUUACAAUUUCUUUGUUAUGUGAAUUGAGGAACAAUCUUUUGCUACAAUCUGUACAACAAAAAAAAAUUCUACUUAUAUCGUCUUUGACAAUGCUAACAUAGCUCUUUCUCUCUCGCACACGAAUCUCUCUCUACGCGUGGUCCAUUCUUUUAUAUGUCUAUGGUUGACGUCCGACACUCUCACGCAUAAACAAGUAUACUUAUAAUAAGUAUACUAUAGCUCUCACGAUCGUCCGUUUUACUUGCGUUGUUGGCGCAUCUUGAACGCAAUCGAUUGUCAUUCGCGCCGCUGUUUGGUCGCCGAAGUACCUGGCCACCGUUAAAGAAUACAAUACCGGAAGCACUAACGUUUGUGAUUGCCAUUCAAGGCCGUCAGUCGUCGGAACAUUGUUUUUUGGUUAUAGCGCCAUCGAUUAUUUUGAUGAUUUAGAUAAAGUGGUAUCAAAGAACAACAUCAAUUCCUGUUUGACAAUUGAUUCGCAGAAAUUAAUCAUGGAAAUCUCAGUACUUGUACCCUCCAGUAGUUUGACACCCAAAGUAGCUAAGACCAGAUCAAUUAGAAAUGGAUCGGUGUCAAAAAGCAAAAAACAAAUAAAAUCUUAUUUGAUUCUUAAAGGAGCUGUCAUAUUUAUUGAUUAUAAAAGUAACCAUGAUCCAAGCUGUAUAAACAUUCAAGAAACUAUCAUUGAACUAGGUGCCAAAAUUGCAAAAACAUUUAGUCAUAAAGUAACACAUGUAAUAUUUUAUGAGGGUCGUCGAAACACUUAUGAAACAGCGAAAAAACGUAAAAUUCCAUUGGUGUCCAUCGGUUGGAUUUUAAAUUCUAUAACGGCAAAAAAAAAAAUGAACCCUGCUGACUAUCCGUCUGAAGAUUUAGUUAAAUAUGAUGAUCCACUAUAUGUUCCAAAAAACGAAUGCAGGUAUGAAAAUUUUCGAAGACACAAUCAAAUCCUAGAAGAUAUGAGUAAAAGUUUUGAGCAAACACCUCUUUGUAGUCAAUCAUCUAAAACACUAAACUCUAUUUUAGAUAUUUUUAUGAAGGAAAAAAGUAUUCAAACUAAUACAUUACAACGUGAUACUCAUUUAUCUUCAAAUCAUUACCAAAAUAAUGAUACAGUUACCACUCAAACUCUAGAGAAAGAAAUCAUUGAAAGCUUAUUAUCUAGAGAUUUUUCUAUGAUACCAGAAACAACAGAUCAUAAAUGUAGCCCAGCUGUAGCUUUUACUGGAUUCACAUAUAUUCAAAACAAGUAUUUCCAUAUGUUAAUGAUAAAAUUGGGAAUAUGUUCUUUUCAUAAUAAAGUGCAGAGCAAUACUACAUAUUUAGUAAUUCCAUCAAUUGAACCAGAAUUGCUAGAUUAUACAUUAAACAUUGAAUUUGCAAUGGCUCUUGGAUGUUACAUAGUGUUUGAUAAAUGGAUAGAAGAUUCAGAUAAAGCCGGUAAAUUGCUUCCACAUCAUAAUUAUUUGAUAGAUCUUACUGAUUCUGUAAAGGAUUUUCAAGUAAAACGAAAUGCUGUGUCGGAGUUAAAAUCAAAAUUUAAAAUAUUUCAUAAUGUUGGUAGCAUUUAUGUAUCUAAGGCUUGUAAACAUUCUACUUAUGACUUGAAGCGAUUAAUACGUGCCUGUGGAGGAAAUUGCAUAAAAAUUAAGGACAAAGCCAACAUUGUGAUCGGUGAAUUUUACACAAAGAAGUAUAUUUGUGAAACAUGGAUUUUGGAAUGCGUAAAACAGGGGAAAUUGCUACCAAUGGACAAAAAUUCAAUUAUUCUUGAUGUGUAAUUUUUUGAUCUAAAUUUAAAGAU